AUGGCGCAGCAAGAAAAAUUCUCUUGUUCCAUCUGUUUGGAUCUUUUAAGGGAUCCGGUGACUAUUUCCUGUGGACACAGUUACUGUAUGAACUGUAUUAAGAACUUUUGGGAUGAAGGAGAAAAGAAACUCCCCAGCUGUCCUCAGUGUCGACGGACAUUCAUUCCGAGGCCUGAGUUGCUGAAAAGCACCAUGUUAGCGGAUUUAAUGGAGGACAUGAAGAAGACUGGACUCCAAGCUGCUCCUGCUGAUCACUGCUAUGCUGGACCUGAAGAUGUGGCCUGUGAUUUCUGCUCUGGGAGGAAACUGAAAGCUGUCAAGUCCUGUUUGGUCUGUCUGGCCUCUUACUGCCAGAAACACCUUCAACAUCAUCAUGAUGUGGUUCCAUUAAAGAAACACAUGCUGGUGACUCCCUCCAAGAACCUGCAGGACAACAUCUGCCCCCGUCACGCUGAGGUGAGGAAGAUUUUCUGUCGUACUGAUCAGAAGUGUAUCUGUUAUCUCUGCUCUGUGGAUGAACAUAAAGGCCACGACACGGUCUCAGCUGCAGCAGAAAGGACUGAGAGGCAGAGAGAGAUGGAGGUGAGUCGACGACAAAUCCAGCAGGAGAUCCAGGAAAGAGAGGAAGAUGUGAAGCUGCUUCAGCAGGAGGUGGAGGCCAUCAAUCAGUCUGCUGAUAAAACAGUGGAGGACAGUGAGGAGAUCUUCACUGAGCUGAUCUCUCUCCUCCAGAAGAGAAGCUCUGAGGUGAAGCAGCAGAUCAGAUCCCAGCAGGAAACUGAAGUGAGGAGAGUCGGAGAGCUGGAGGAGAAGCUGCAGCAGGAGAUCAGUGACCUGAAGAGGAGAGAUGCUGAGAUGAAGCAGCUCAGAGACAUCGAGGACCACAACCAGUUUCUCCACAACUACCCCUCACUGUCACCACUCAGUGAGUCCACACACUCCACCAGCAUCAGCAUCCGUCCUCUCAGGUAUUUUCAGGAUGUGGCCGCAGCUGUGUCAGAGGUCAGAGGUCAACUACAGGACAUCCUGGGAGACACGUGGACAAACGUCUCACUGGCCGUCACUGAGGUGGAUGUUUUACUGUCACAACCAGAACCAGACAGCAGAGCUGGAUUCUUGAAGUAUUCAUGUGAAAUCACUCUGGACCCAAACACAGUACACACACGGCUGUUACUGUCAGAGGAGAACAGAAAGGUGACUUGGAUGGACCAACGUCAGUCUUAUUCUGAUCAUCCAGACAGAUUCACUGGUUAUUCUCAGGUCCUGAGUAGAGAGAGUCUGACUGGACGUCAUUACUGGGAGGUGAAGAUGAAAGCAGAUAUAGUUGAUGUAGCAGUUUCAUACAAGAAUAUCAGCAGAUCAGGGAGGGAAAGUGAAUUUGGAUGUAAUGACAAAUCUUGGUCACUAGAUUGUUCCUCAGACAGAUAUGUAUUCACGUACAACAGCAUCAAAACCUCCAUCUCAGGUCCUCGGACCUCCAGAAUAGGAGUUUACCUGGAUCACAGAGCAGGUGUUCUGUCCUUCUACAGAGUCUCUGGAACCAUGACCUUCCUCCUUCACAGAGUCCAGACCUCCUUCACUCAGCCGCUCCACGCUGGAGUCUGGAUUAACGACGUUUUUGGAGGAUCAGCUGAGUUCUGUAAACUCAAAUAAGUCAUGAAGAUAAACGUGUUUCCUCUUCAUGUUUUUAUUGAUUUUCUUUUCUUCUCAAAGAUGAUCAUCCCAAACUCUGAUGGA
Messenger RNA from Cololabis saira (Pacific saury), 1737 nucleotides. RefSeq names its product tripartite motif-containing protein 16-like. Lineage: Eukaryota; Metazoa; Chordata; Actinopteri; Beloniformes; Belonidae. The transcript has a single exon. Bases 1 to 1653 code for a protein of 550 amino acids. The record is from RefSeq and is a predicted model, not a curated record. Gene Ontology annotation, molecular function: protein binding; zinc ion binding.